Messenger RNA from Plasmopara halstedii, 411 nucleotides. RefSeq lists its product as uncharacterized. The transcript is spliced from 7 exons. Gene Ontology annotation, molecular function: protein heterodimerization activity. The coding region runs from base 1 to 411 and encodes 136 amino acids. Gene Ontology annotation, biological process: rRNA (guanine-N7)-methylation; tRNA methylation; peptidyl-glutamine methylation. The record is from RefSeq and is a predicted model, not a curated record. NCBI's taxonomy places the organism in Eukaryota, Oomycota, Peronosporomycetes, Peronosporales, Peronosporaceae.
AUGCUCGUUUGUCGUGUCAAAACAUGCACCGAUACAGCGGGACGUGAGGCAGGAGCUCGUCCACUUAAUUUUCCACUUCGAAUUGCACCGGAAAUGGAUGGCGUUGUGGUACUAGAGACGCAAUUUAGCAAAAGUUUUAUGUUGCACAUCAUGAACACCAUUGACUACCAGGCGUUGUGUGAAACUACCAAGGAGUUAAACCAUCCCGAAGUACCAAUUCUACCACAACAAAUACCGAGCGAUAUAUCACAGCAGGAAGAGCUGCUGAAAUUAAUUCAUCGUGUAAUUUUCGACACCAAUAUUGUGGAGGGAGAACUGAUUUGUAACAAUUGCGGACAACUAGAUGAGCCUUUAUCCUUUCUUCGGGAUUUGCCAUGUUGCUUUGUUCUGGAGGCGAUCAGGCAAUACUAG